Molecule: messenger RNA, 6736 nt
Organism: Scylla paramamosain (green mud crab)
Lineage: Eukaryota; Metazoa; Arthropoda; Malacostraca; Decapoda; Portunidae
Product: DDB1- and CUL4-associated factor 6-like
Exons: 14
Coding region: 105-2690 (861 amino acids)
Biological process (GO): positive regulation of transcription by RNA polymerase II
Cellular component (GO): Cul4-RING E3 ubiquitin ligase complex; cytoplasm
Molecular function (GO): protein binding
Source: RefSeq, a predicted model, not a curated record
AGCAAUGACAGAGUAGGAACAGCUGAUCGGAGCCACUGCUUUGUUUACCUGGGGAAGUUGCGUGCCUGCCCUUACUCACCGCUCGGGGAGGACAGUGAAUACUGAUGUUAAGGCAUAUUAUCAAUCGCCAGUAUGAUCCAGUCAGCAGCAAUGUUGUGUACCCACUCGCUAAAGGUAAUGAAAACUUGCUGCAGCGUAUGUCCCUCCUGCAGUCCAUGGAGGUGCACAGGGGAUGUGUCAACACAGUGGUGUGGGACACACCAGGGAAUCUCCUACUCUCAGGUUCAGAUGACCAACAGCUUGUCAUAUGUGAUCCAUGGGAGCGAAUGACAAAAAUGCGCAUUCACACAGCCCAUCGUGCCAACAUAUUCAGCGCCAAAUUUAUGCCACAUACGGCCAAUAAAAAGAUUGUAUCCUGCUCAGGAGAUGGCAUUGUGAUUUAUACAGAUGUUGAAAGGCAAGAAGAGACACAUGACUGUAAAUUCACCUGCCACUACAGUACUUGUUAUGAUGUUGUCACUCUCCCUGAUGAUCCUCACACCUUCCUUACCUGUGGAGAGGAUGACUGUGUCCGUUGGUUUGACCUAAGAAUAAAGACAAAGUGUUCUGUCCGAGAGUGUCAAGAGGACAUUCUGCUGAAUAUGGGCCGCCCUGUCACUGCUGUGGCUGUUAAUCCCAUCACUCCAUAUCACCUGGCUGUGGCUACCCAGGACUCCACCAUAAGAAUAUAUGACCGACGCAUACUGGGCACCCGGGCAUCAGAUUCAUACUUGGAACAAGCUGACCGAGCUCUCCUGAUGCGACUCAAGCCAGACAGCAUGGAGGGCAAGAGCCACCGAGUAACCAGCCUACGCUAUAGCCAGGAUGGUCAGGAGAUCCUUGCCAGCUACUCCUCAGACUUCCUUUACCUUUUUGACACUCAGAAUUAUAAGGAAACAUCCAUGAAAGUUAAAGUGGAUAAUGAUGCCGAGGCUAACUCUGGCCCCACCCUGAAGCGCCUGCGUCUGCGAGGGGACUGGUCGGACACUGGCCCUCAAGCUCUCCCGGAGCGUGAGAUGAGGAGCCAGGCUGGAGAUGUUGGACAAGCAAGACCAACUUUGCAUGCUACCCUAAUGCAAAGAAUGACUGAUGUGUUGUCUCGUAUGUUAAACGAUCCCAACUCAAGGGCAUCUGGUCAGCGAACAACUUCUGAAUCUGAGUCAUCUCAGAAUGCAGCAGGUGAUGAAGAGGGUAACACAGAGAGUGGCAGUCAGCCGCCCUCCUCCAGCCCUAGUGUUCAUCUUGCUGCUGCAGCAGAAACAUCUGAUGCAGUGGCUGAAGAAAAUAUAGAGACUGAACAGCUUCCCACAAGUGAGGCCACACAUGAAAGUGAAGAGUUGAUGGAAAGAAACUGUGAUGAGUCAGACACUUUGCAACCAGAACAAACAACCAGCCAAUCUGAUAGUGAACCUCAGCAGUCUGACAGUGGUGAUCCCCAGACAGAAGCAAGUGAGAGUGCUGACUCAUUAGUUGAAGGGAUGAAUCAUGAAAAUGAAAUGCCAUCAAAGAAUUCCAAAAUUGAGGGCUUGCAGGACAGAAUUACAUCACUUAGACGAGGAUUUGUCAAAAUACAUCAGGUGGAACCAUCAGUCAAUCUCUCCUAUUCUGGGCAUGGUGUCUCCAGCAGCAUGAUCAGUUUAGGUGUGGGAGAUGAAGUGUCCCGUGAUUGUAACUCACAGGAGAAUGAAGAUGAAACCAGCGGCUCACCAAGAGAAUCCUCCCCAAGGCUGCAGCCUCAACCAGACCAAACUCCUGAGCCCUCCCAGCCUUCAGAAGCAGCCUUGUCCGAGGUCCCAGGUUCCUCAUCCUCCCCCUCUCCGUCCACAUCCUCUCAUCCUCCAGUGACCAAAGCUCAGACAAUUUCCACAUCCACCUCUAGUCCAGCCAUCUGUAACAUGGAAGCUGAUCCAUCUUCUGCUUGGACUGCCAGGGGAGGUGUGGGAGCAGACUCGGGUAUGGCAGCGUCCUCUAGUCAUGGGACAAGAGCCAGUGAAUUGAAUGUAGGACCUGCAUUAGACUUUGGAGAUGAUGAUAGUGAUGAUGAAUCCACAAGUGCCAGAACUGCCAGUGCACGCAUGGCCAAUGCAAUAGAGCGUGCUGUGCAGCGUGCCCGAGGGGAGCGUGCGUCAGGAGGGGGAGAGGAGACAGAGGUCACGGUGCCCCAAGCAGCUGUCCGCCAGUGUUAUAAGGGUCACCGGAAUGCCAGAACUAUGAUCAAAGAGGCUUGCUUCUGGGGAGACACGCAUGUCAUGUCCGGCUCAGACUGUGGCCGUGUCUUUGUGUGGGAGCGCAACACUGGACGACUGGUGAUGUUGUGGGAGGCUGACAGGCAUGUUGUGAACUGCCUGCAGCCCCACCCGUCCCUACCAGUGCUGGCGACCUCCGGCAUUGACUAUGAUGUGAAGCUCUGGGCUCCAUUGUGUGAAGAAUCUCGCUUUGAUGAAGCCAAGGCCAAAGAGAUAACACAACGUAAUGAGGCCCUCUUGGAGGAGACCCGUGACACUAUUACAGUACCUGCAACCUUCAUGAUCCGUAUGUUGGCCUCUCUCAACCAGCUCAGGCGAGGAACUACCUUUGCCGAGCGCUGGAGGAAUCGCCGACAGGCUCGCAGACAGGGAGAAGAGGAGGAUCAGGGUGGCAGUGCUGAGUAAAGGAGGGGGAAAAGUUGUUAGGUUUAUAUCAUAUAUAUAUAUAUAUAUUAUUUUGUUUCUUUCAUUUAUAGUUUAUCUUAUAGGAUAUUUAACAUUAUGAUGAUUGUGUGUUGCUUGAAUUUUUAUAUAGUACAUAUUGCUGAUGGCUGCAGUGUGUGUGUGUGUGUGUGUGUGUGUGUGUGUGUGUGUGUGUGUGUGUGUGUGUGUGUGUGUGUGUGUGUGUGUGUGUGUGUGUGUGUGUGUGUAUUUUCAUUUUUAUUUAAUAUUAUGAUAUAGCUGUGUUCAAAAGGACUUACUCAUAGAUGCAUCACAGAUCAUUUUUUGAAGGAAACUGAGUUAAAUGAAGCAUGUCAAUAUUUAAUGUUUUUAAAAAGACUGAAAUGAUGUUUACAUAGUGCUGUUCUUUAACCAUCCAUUGAGCAUUAGGAUUAGGAUGAUUAGGGUGUGAAUAACAAAUAUGAGUUCCUUGAUUUUACACCUCAGAAUUAAUUUCAACUAUACAAGUAAUAGGUCACAUUUGAAAUCAUACAAUGGAUUCUUAAUAAUUUCAGGCUUGACCUCUCUUUUCUUUUCUUUCUAUUAUUCUUUCUUUCCUAAAGUAUUCUCAGUCUUGAAGGGGGAUAUUUAUAAUGAUAAUGAAUAAUUCCGUGUUCAUUUUAGAAAACACGAGACUGGAGUCCUGUUCACUCACAAUUGUCCACCUUGUUAUGCCCUUGUCGGCAGUAAUGUUCAGAUGACAUAGUACUGAAGUUUUCCUUGGAAUUCCUGGGUUACAUUAAUUACAUUUGGAAAUCUGCAGGAUGUAGCUAUUUUGUAUGCAGUAUAAUUUCAGCAGCUGCUCUUCAGUUGCUGAGAUGAGGUCUUGGCUUCUCUUUACUAGUUAUUUGGAAAUCUCUUUGCUUGGCCACUUGUGGAAUGUUGGCAUCUCUGGUAUAAGUUAAUUUAGAUUCUUUGCAUGGCAAGGGAGGAUAGGAAUACCCAUGAUUUGAGGCAAAGAUCAGUUGUGGAAUGUUUGCAUCUCUUGUAUAGGCUCAUUUGGAUCUGUGUGUGAUGAACCAGGAUAAGAAUACCAAUGAUUUGAGGCAAGUGCUCAUGUGAUAUUCAUAUUUAUGGCUUGAUGAUAUUAUUAUAUUAUAUUUUGUAGUGGCCAGGAGAGUAAGAAGUUUUUACUUUUAUACUCUGCCCAUAAUUUGAAAGCACACAAAUUCAAACUUAAUGCUUCCAAAUCUCAGUAUGGUGUUGCCAGAACUGACAUAUGAAAGAAUUUUCACUUUAGAGAGUUUGUAUGAAGACUACAAUGGCUGAAGGGAAUAUAAAGCUUUGAUGUGGAUUGAUAUGCAAAUUCAUCUGAUUAAACCAUCAUAAGAAGUGUUUGCUUCUCUAUUGAGUGAUCCAAUAUGAAUACAUGGUCUUCACAUUCAUGGGUAUAUUGGGUAUAGAGUAGAUAGAGCAAAAGGUUAGGCUGAGAUCUUCUAUGAAUAAUAGAAAGAGGUUGGAUGAUAGGACAGAGCUCUUUGGGACACCACUAUUAAUAGGUUUAGGAGAACAGGGGUCAUUUAUCAAUGCUGAGAUAGACUAGCCACAAAAGAAACUUGGGAUAAUUUUUGCAGAAAGAUGGACAGAGAUUGUUUGAUGAAAGUUUAGGAACAAAAUAUUUAUGCUAGACUAUCAAGACUUUUGAUAUGUCGAAGGCAACAACAAAGGUUUCACUGAAAUCCUUGGGAGAGGAUUUCCAAGAUUAAUUAUGGAAAGCUGGAAGAUCAUCACUGAAUCAUCCUUUACAGAAUCCAUAGUGACAAUCAAAGAAAUUUUGAGCAAGUGGAUACUUAAAAGUCUUCCUGUUGAGGAUAGUCUCAAAAGCUUUAGGAAGAUGGGGAUUCACAGCUAUAGGUUUGAGGAAUUGGAAUGAUCAUGUUUUUAGGGAACUGGAUGAAUGUAGGCAAGCUUACAGCAAGAAGGAUGUUGAUAUUGAUAGACAGAGUUGGAAGAGUUUGAUGAGGUGAGGAGUGAGCAUGGCAGUACAGUUACAGAGAAUGGCAGGAGGGAUUCCAUCAGGUCCAUAAGUCUUCUGUCUUCAUUUAUUUAUUUAUUUAUUUAUUUAUAUAUUUAUUUAUGUAUGUUAUUCUAUUUCUUUUUGUUCCUCAAUAUCUCACUUGGUGGGGAAUUUUAUCAAUCUCUGCAGGAUGUCCAUGAAUGAAAGGACAUCUGGAGUCUGAGUGAUAGUUCUGCUGAUAGUAGGCUACAAAGGGCAUUGCUACUGUACACCUACAUAUCCUGGUGGCAAGAUGAUGUAGUUAUAAUAAUUUUAAUUUCUGGAGUGUGAGUGGAUUGCUUAUCUUGGUGUUACUCUGCAGGGCUGCUAUUAUAGUUUCAGUGACAAGCAGAAUAACUUCACAGUCUAACCUGUAUCUGCUGAUAAAUUCUGCAUCUCUCAGCUUGCCAAGAAUGAUCCUUCUUGGGUACACACCUCUACACUGGAACUGUUUUUGUUAUGGUGUGGCUAUUUUGUCAGGAAAUGUAUAAGAUAACAACAUAAGGAAAGUAAGGACACUGUAAAAUGUUCCUUCACAUUUGCAAGGCAGAUUCUGAAAUGGUGCUGACAGAGUGAUACAUUCUUACCAAUCCAUGUUGUUUUGUGACACUUACUAGUCUAGUCUCAGUCAUGGUCAAAAUGUGCCACCUUUUUACCUCCAUGAUGUGUGUUCUAAGCCAAGGUUUGCUGUGGAUAACUGUGACUGUUCAUACACUUUGCGCUACUGUUAUAUUUGUGCUGCUCUGUACUAAUGGAAGGACUUCUGUUUUUUUAUGAUGAGUUUUUGAAAAUUUGUAUGGUAUUUGUAAGAGAGAGAGAGAGAGAGAGAGAGAGAGAGAGAGAGAGAGAGAGAGAGAGAGAGAGAGAGAGAGAGAGAGAUUUGCUUGUUUAGUUUUCACAAGCUUUAUUAUGAUGAUUAUAAACAGUAAUCUCUUAUUGGAUGUUGUAGAGACAUUCUUAGGAAAGGCUGUGAAAAGAAAUUUAUAUCUCUCAGUUGCAUGGUAAAAGAAACAAUUUUUUAUUUAGAUUUUUUUUUCUUUUCUUCUUUAAUAUUGAUUUGAAAAAUGAGAAACUAAGUACAGGUUUGAUGUGCAGCUUGUGAACCCCUGUUAGUACAUGUCCCUCAGUAAUGAGAUGGUAGCAUGAUGAAAAUUCUGGAGGAAAGCCACUUUAUCUCCUCCAGCAGCUGUCAUGCCUCUAUCUGUACAGGUGUAUUAGUGGUAGAAUGAACAUAUGUUAAGUGGCGUUUUACAUGAUUGGGAAAGGCUGAUGACUUAUGAACAUCUAUGCACUUUUCUUUGAACACUAGUAGUAGUAAGGUAUGUAGAUCUUUUCCUCCCAAACUCAUAACUGAAUGUAAUUACUGCGUAGUGGACGGCAGACGGUGUUACUUAUAAUCGUUAAACGCAAGCUUUCACCACAUUUUUUACUGUGACUUGUUUUAUUUUGAUUUUCAGCAUUAUAGUUUUCUUGCUUUCAUUACAAAAAACUACUAUACUUUACCUUGAGUCAGCAAAUUUUCGUGAACUGAGGUUUUCAACAAAGACAAAUUCAGGUACCUUAGUAUAGUGGUUUUGAUUGCAUUUUAAUUUCUGUAUAAUAGUACAGCAUAACUAUAUAUAUAAGAAUACUACAGGUUUAUGUAUGUCUAGAAAAUAUCAUCUCAUUGAGGAACUGCAAGACUCAUUGCACUGUGUCAGAUGUUUACCUCUAGAGAAAUGUUUGCAAUACAAAAGUGAGGUUUGUGUUGUGAAAGAAACCACCUAUAUUUGUAGUCAUAAAUAAUUUGGAACAACUUCUCUGUAGCCAGUUUUGUGUCAGUCUCUAUACAAAUCAUGUAACUACUAGUCUAUGAGCCAGAUUACAAAUUAGAGGGAAACAAAACUUUUCUAAAAUGUUAAUAUCCAUUACAUGUAAUAAGUUAUGAUUAUUAUUUUCUUGUAAGGUCUCGGCUUUCCACAGAAAAUAUCUUGUUGAAUACAAGUCAGAUACAGAUAAAAAUAAAUUUUAUACC